AUGUCAUCAUCUUCAAGACCCACUGUUAACGAUAAUCAGCUAAAAAAAUUAUUGUCAGUUAAUUCAAUUCAACAUAAACGCGGUGCUGAAUCAGUAUUAAAACCAAUUGAAUCAAUCAAUAAAGAAAAAAUUAUGCUUUUGAUGCGUGAAUGUUUAAAGAAUGAUUCAAUUCAGAAGGAAAUUACGAAUAUAGUCAAAAUUAAUGACGAUGACGUUGAAAAAUCAAUCGAAAAAUCAACAGAUCAAAUCUUACUUAAAGCAGUAUUGAAUGAAAUCAAUGAUCGCUUAAAUAUAAUUAAUCAACAAAUACAGGAAUAUUAA
Didymodactylos carnosus is the source of this 321-nucleotide messenger RNA. NCBI's taxonomy places the organism in Eukaryota, Metazoa, Rotifera, Eurotatoria, Philodinida, Philodinidae. The record is from the annotation of a GenBank genome assembly.